AUGUUAGAUGAAAACAAAACGGCAGGAUUGCUACUCUUCUUCCUAGGAAUAGCAUCAGGGUUUAUUGGAGUGUUUUUAUUUUUUGAUAAAUUUUUUUUGUGUAUCUCUAAUGUCUUCUUUCUACUGGGCUUAUAUUUUUUAGUUGGGACAACAAAAAUCGUGCGCUUCUUUAUGAACCGGAAAAAAAUUGCAGGGACUGCAAGCUUCCUCUUUGGCUUCUGCCUUAUCAUCCUGAGAUAUGGCAUAUACAAAUUAUUUUUUUCCUUCCUGCCCAACAUCGUUAAUUUUGUGAAAUACUCCCCCCUCAGUUUUAUUUUGGAGAUUCCCGGCAUAAAGCAGCUGGCUGAUUACAUCAUGAAUAAUAAGCGCCUGCCGAUUUGA
This is a messenger RNA of Plasmodium cynomolgi strain B, 381 nucleotides long. RefSeq names its product Got1 domain containing protein. The record is from RefSeq and is a predicted model, not a curated record. Gene Ontology annotation, biological process: endoplasmic reticulum to Golgi vesicle-mediated transport; retrograde transport, endosome to Golgi. Bases 1 to 381 code for a protein of 126 amino acids. Lineage: Eukaryota; Apicomplexa; Aconoidasida; Haemosporida; Plasmodiidae. The transcript is spliced from 2 exons.